AGCAGAGGCGGCAUUGGCUGCGGGAAUAAUUUAAACCAGUGAAACGGGCUCCGAUUGGCUGGCCGCAUCGCUCGCGAGGGGUCCCCGCGCACUAGCCUCGCGGUUGGGUUUAUUGUUUCUCUCCGUCUCGAGCGGAAAAAAUCGUCUCCGUCCUCUCGACUUCUGACAGGAAUUUCAAUUAAAAAAAACUAUAAGCAGCGGAAAAAAUGGCAGGAGGCAAAGCUGGAAAGGACAGUGGCAAAGCCAAGGCGAAAGCAGUCUCUCGCUCCCAGAGAGCUGGCUUGCAGUUCCCAGUGGGUCGAAUCCACAGGCACUUGAAGACUCGCACUACAAGCCACGGGCGCGUGGGAGCGACCGCUGCCGUGUACAGCGCUGCCAUUCUGGAGUACCUGACUGCGGAGGUGUUGGAGUUGGCAGGGAACGCCUCCAAAGAUCUGAAGGUGAAGCGCAUCACUCCUCGUCACUUGCAGCUCGCCAUCCGCGGGGACGAGGAGUUGGACUCGCUCAUCAAGGCUACCAUUGCUGGAGGGGGUGUGAUCCCGCACAUCCACAAGUCUCUAAUUGGGAAGAAGGGGCAGCAGAAGACUGCAUAGAGGAUCUGCUUCCUGUACUGUGUGGUCCUUCCUGUCAGCGUGCUGGAGCUGGGACAGAAGUAGAGUAGGGAUACCUGUGUUUUUUUUGUUUGUUUUUUUUUUUUUAAAAAGCGGUUUUAAAAAAAAAAAAAAGACAAAAAAAAGAAAAGGAGUUUUUAGGUUUGCGUUGUAAUAAAAGUUAAAAAAAAAAAUAA
Acipenser ruthenus (sterlet) is the source of this 787-nucleotide messenger RNA. Its product is annotated as histone H2A.V. The transcript is spliced from 5 exons. NCBI's taxonomy places the organism in Eukaryota, Metazoa, Chordata, Actinopteri, Acipenseriformes, Acipenseridae. Gene Ontology annotation, cellular component: nucleosome. Gene Ontology annotation, molecular function: protein heterodimerization activity; structural constituent of chromatin; DNA binding. The record is from RefSeq and is a predicted model, not a curated record. The coding region runs from base 207 to 593 and encodes 128 amino acids.